This is a messenger RNA of Cuscuta campestris, 2006 nucleotides long. The record is from the annotation of a GenBank genome assembly. Lineage: Eukaryota; Viridiplantae; Streptophyta; Magnoliopsida; Solanales; Convolvulaceae.
GAGCACGAUAAAAUUUUAGAGAGGCAGGGGCUGUAACAAUUCAAGAACAUUGGCCACCGAUUAUUUUCUCCGUCCCUUUCUUUUACCGAUUCAGGGUUUGUUCUGGGCCGGCGACCCUCUUAUUUGAAAAGAAAGCGGCGGUAACAAUUGAGAGGAGAUCGAUCGAUGGAGGUACAAGGAGACGCCGUAGAUCCAAUGGCUACAGAGGGACAUGCCACCACCCCCUCCACAGCUCAAGAAGAAGAUCUGGUUAUUCGUCGGAAGCCCCGUAGACGUUUUCCGAUUCUUAGUCUUCGUGGGCUUGAAUCGUCGGUAGACAAGAAGUACCUGAUGCAGAUCUUGGAUGAAAAAGUUCCUGAACAGGUGAUUGCGCUCCAGGUGGUGGGAGGAGAAGAUGAUAAGCGCUUCGCCUUUAUCCAAUUUUAUGACCUGGAGUCUGCUCAACUUGUUUUGGAAAAUGGUCAUUGGAUGCCCCCCCAUGAUGCUUUGGCUUUGAUCAGACCUUGUCCGGACGAAGAAGGUCGCCACCGUGACAAGCGUCCCAAGAAUCACCACCCUCUCCUCCUCCCAGAUGCUCAUUUUUCAGACAUCCUUCAUUUUAACAUAUGGGACUGGGAGAGCAUUGUGACUGUGGAGCGCAUAACCGUGAAGCAUAUCAAACACGGUGGCACUUGUGCUAAAAUCUACAGAAAUGUGAUUGCUUUUGACGAUCAUAACCAGCAGGUGUUAUUUCGCCGCAAACCAUGCGAAAGCGAUGCAAAAACAAGCGGAGAUGAUUUAAACCUCAAAGGUCCUCAUUUUUCUGCUCUUGAUGCAAUUUAUUGGGGCAGCAUUGGGAUCAACCUCCUUGAGGACCGUGGUGAUGGCCAAGAGAGAGUUUUUGCCAGAGGCCUUAUCAACGUUGAGGAAGAUGGUUAUUUCGAAGUGGACGUGGAAGGUGAUGGCGGAGUUGUGAGUGUUGUUUAUGCCUCAGUGCAGGAUGCCGUUUGGGCUCAGGUUUGUGUUGGCGGGCUUCAGAACAUGCGCGUGUGUGGAUGCAUCAAAGCCCGGAGGGAAAUCGCGGGGGUACAGAGUGAAUUCUUAAUGUUUACCAAAUCUUCGGACAACCGCGUCGAUGUGGGCCCCGAUGGUAUUUUUCGUCUAGAUCGUUCGGUUGUGGUUGCAUCCAAAAGGGCUGGGUUAACCAUCUCCGUCUCUUUGAAUUUGUGCCAUGGCGACGAUGACAGGAAAUGGUGUGUGGUGCAAAAAGAUCUAGUCUUUGAUGCAGUGUUCAAGAAGGAAGCCCAGAGCAUUCACGGUGUAUUUGGUGGCAAAGUCAUCACCGUGUCCCUCGCUUACAAUGAUGUACCCGGCCUUCAUUGUGAUGCUUUUGACCCGUAUGAUAACGAGGAUGAGUGGGGUGUGGGUGGUCGACUGUAUGACGACACAAUGGAGGUUAUCCAGAGACAAAUGAUGGGCAUUCAAUGAACAAAUGGCUGCUGCGCUCUGCAAACACAGACACACUUCCCAAGAAUUGCCAGUAAAAAUCCUCUUCACGUGAUGAAGACUUCCAAUGGAGCAGGAAAUGCCAGUAAAAAUCCAACAGCAUCUGCUUCAAUAAGUACUUAACAUUAUCUGCCCCAAAGUGGAAGAAGAGAAAUUCAAUGCCAACAAGGAGAAAGCAAAUUGAAGGAGAAAGCAGCAGCAGCCACAGGGACGGAGCUGAGGAGGAAACUGAGUAAAACUAUUGCCCAAUGUCAAAAUUUCGAUCCAUACUGAGUAAAACAGCUGAGGAGGAUAUCCUCCCCAACCACCGCGAAUAUUUUGAUGAGAUGGUGGCUGGGGAACUCCUAUAAAAGAGGAAUGAACUAAGAGGAAAUAUAUCUUGUAAUAGAGAGAGAAAAUACUUGAGUAAUAAUAAGAGAUAUUCCGGCGAUCCUUGAGUACAUUCCGAUCCCUAAGUGGACCGAAUAGAGGAAAGGAUCACCGAUUUGAGUCCCUAUUAUGUGAGCAAUACUUUUCAUUAU